AUGGGCGAACAGGUGGCCAAUGGCGACACAUUCAGUUACAACAAGCACGUGCGCGAUCUAUCCAUGACACAAGCUUCCAUUCCAAUACAACAUUUCACGUGUAGACGUCUUUACAUUGCUUCUUUUGCGUUGAACAUGUUGGAUGAUGGUACCUCUGGCAGCAACAAGACAUUGAUCUCAAAGCAAGAAUGUUGUAUGGUUGGCUCAAUGGUAUGUAUGGCAUUGGAUCUACAAAGCGAAACCUGUGAAUUAACGAGACUUACAGUGAAACAGCAGCAAGACAAUAUGGAUGACAUGGAAAUACGGCUUUAUUUGAGGCAAUGA
Lichtheimia ornata is the source of this 324-nucleotide messenger RNA. RefSeq lists its product as uncharacterized. The record is from RefSeq and is a predicted model, not a curated record. Lineage: Eukaryota; Fungi; Mucoromycota; Mucoromycetes; Mucorales; Lichtheimiaceae. The transcript has 4 exons. The coding region runs from base 1 to 324 and encodes 107 amino acids.